AUGAAUCAUUAUUAUUUUCUUGAACACAAUUCAUUAGAAACACCUGAAGAUGUUAAUAAUUUUGAUGAAGAGGGUACUUUCUUUUGUCCUAAACCAAUUCCAACAAGGCAAUUAAGAUGGAAAUUUUGCCAACAAAAUGAAGGGUGUGAAUGUGAUGAUUCCAAUGUAGAAGGGACAGAACUUUUUGACAUCGUUCAAAACCAACAAGUUUCAUUCUCACCACCUUAUUUUCUUGGAUCUCCUCCUGUUAGAACUUCUAAUCCUUUAAUCCAAGAUAAACAAUUUGGAUGUGAGAAACACGUUAUUCCUCAAUCAACAUUUGUAGAUUCAUCAUCUCCUUCUUCUACAUCAUCGAGUUUAUCGUCUCCAUCUUCGCCGUUGCGAAAAGGAGGGUGUGUUAGAAUGAAGUUUGGAGUUAAAUCGGCUAAGGUUAGAGUAGUUGGAUUUGAUUGCCAUGUUCCUUCGGUUGCUUAUUGUUCUUGA
Molecule: messenger RNA, 483 nt
Organism: Cicer arietinum (chickpea)
Lineage: Eukaryota; Viridiplantae; Streptophyta; Magnoliopsida; Fabales; Fabaceae
Source: RefSeq, a predicted model, not a curated record